Messenger RNA from Xenopus tropicalis (tropical clawed frog), 4455 nucleotides. RefSeq names its product PHD finger protein 12 (gene phf12). Gene Ontology annotation, biological process: negative regulation of DNA-templated transcription. Gene Ontology annotation, cellular component: nucleus. Gene Ontology annotation, molecular function: transcription corepressor activity. The record is from RefSeq and is marked provisional. Lineage: Eukaryota; Metazoa; Chordata; Amphibia; Anura; Pipidae.
GACGCACGUAAGCAGCUACGGAAGGGAGCCCUACCUCCAUAGCGACAUACCGACCUCCCGCCUCUUCCUUCACAGCUGGGUUGGAGCGCUUUUUUCCCCAUUACGAAUUGGGCCGCCAUGGCCGGAGCUUUCUCGCUUCCUUUUACCCACUGUACCCUGGAGAUGAGAGACCGGCGGCAGGUCGGCUAGGCCCUUCGUAGGCCUCGCCACAUCCCCGGGAGCAGGGAUUGACCGCUUCUUUUUAUUUCUCGCCAUUGCCUUCCAACGAGGAGCCCCUGAGGGUGCAGGAGCGGCCCUCCCGCCCGCAGCAUUCUCCUGCCUCUCUCCCUGGAUUAAUAGCACCGUUACUCGGCCUGUCCCACCCCUGCUUUGGGCUCCACGGCUUCUCCCCGGGCCCCGCCGCCAGCACAGGCCUUGUCUCACUCCUGCUUUGGCCUCUGCUCCCCGGCUCUGCUACUUCCAUCUCUGUCUCUGAUCAAUAAGCAUCUGGCUUCGCCACUCGGGGCUCCCGCCAGUCCCCUAUCAACAUGGAGACCAAAACCAUCGUGUACGAUCUGGACACCUCUGGGGGUCUAAUGGAGCAAAUUCAAGCACUGCUGGCUCCUCCAAAGAGCGAAGAAGGGGAGAAGAAAAGCAAGAGGCCAGAAAAGGAGCCCCGGAGAAGCGGAAGAGCCACCAACCAUGAUAGCUGUGAUAGCUGUAAGGAGGGUGGAGAUCUUCUGUGCUGUGACCACUGUCCGGCUGCAUUCCACCUCCAGUGUUGCAAUCCUCCACUGAGCGAAGAGAUGUUGCCUCCAGGAGAGUGGAUGUGUCACCGCUGUACUAUACGCAGGAAGAAACGUGAGCGUAAGAAGGAGUUGGGGCAGGUAAAUGGCCUGUUUGACAGGUAUGGAAGGAGGACUGUUUCCCCAACCAGUGAUCUGGAUUUCUCGGAAAAAGCUCCUGGCACCUUCCGAGCCCUUGCACAAGCCAGAAUGCUGGAAAGGAGAGUCAGUCGCCCAGGAACCCCAACAUCCAGCGCCAGCACUGAUACUCCAACUUCUGAGCAGAAUGAUGUGGAUGAGGACAUGAUUGAUAUAGACGAUGAACCAUCUGCUUUGGACUCUGAGUGCAGUCAUUCUCAGCUCAAGAGACCUUUUCAGUUGCUUAUUGCAGCAGCAAUGGAGAGGAACCCUACCCAGUUUCAGCUGCCCAAUGAACUUACAUGCACCACAGCACUUCCAGGCACCAGCAAAAGGCGUAGGAAAGAGGAAAUGUCAGGAAAAAAUGUCAAGAAAGCACAGCACGAAUUGGAUCACAAUGGCCUGGUUCCUUUGCCAGUUAAAGUUUGCUUCACUUGUAGCAGGAGCUGUCGAGUUGCACCUCUCAUUCAGUGUGAUUACUGCCCCCUUCUGUUUCACAUGGACUGUUUGGACCCACCCCUCACUGCCAUGCCAACUGGCCGCUGGAUGUGUCCCAACCAUAUUGAGCACAUUGUGCUUAACCAGAAGAGUAUGACCCUGAGUAACCGAUGCCAGGUGUUUGACCGCUUCCAAGAUGGCAUUUCUCAGCAUGCUGUAAAGCUAGACUUCCUAAGCCGCAUCCACAAGCUCAAUCCCCCCAACCGUAGAUUGCUGCCGUCCGCCAAGAAACCCACUGUCAAGGUUCCAGAUGCUAUUAAGGCACAGUAUCAGGCUCCUCCUCAGUUAAUUCCUCCAGCCGGAAUACGCGACGGGGAAUUGAUUUGCAGCGGUGACCCUGGGGAAUCUCAAAAGCACCUAUUGCACUCUGAGCACUUAGCUAACCAAAGCGAGCAGCAAGAGUGGCUCCGUAGUGUGGUUGCACUUCAGUGCAGCAUACUGAAGUAUUUAUCUGCUAAGCAGAUGCCUCCUUCCUGGACCUCUGAUGACACAGACUCAUUGGACAUCAAGCCAGUUAUUGCAGCUGAUGGCUCAGUUUCCAACUCUCACCAGCACACCGAGGGCAAGCCCCAGUUCCCCACACCUGUAGGAUUGCAUUCUGCAAGUCAGACCACAUCCUUACAAGAAGAUACUGCCUAUGUCCUAAAACCAUGUCUCACAGCUGCUUGUGGAACCACAAAUGGACCUGCUGUAUCAGAGUCUAAAGCAAAUGGGCCUCAUGUUAACAGUGUUAGCCCAGAGCCCAUGGAACAGCUGAUGGACCCUCAAAGGCUGACUGGACAGACUGCAAUGUUGUCACAAAGACAAGCACGGCCUCGUUCAGGCACUCCAACAGCAUCUGUGCCUCUCCCAAACCAUGUUGUGAAAACUGAAACAACAGCAGGCUCAACCAUGUGCACUCAGCGGCUGCCAGUACCAGCCAUUACCCCUCCAAGCUCCUGUACUAGUCCUGAACCCUCUAGCACUUUGUCAAGGAAAAAUGCACAGACUCCGCUUGGGGCUUCUGUGAACCAACAUGACUCAAGGCCUGUCAGUUCACCUUUAUCUGGUACCAGGGCACUUACACCACCACAAGCUGUUUGUGACAUAGUAACCUCUGCAGCUUCAGGGGCCUCAAGGCUUUGUGCCGCAGCACCACCACCUACAGAUGGGAAAGUCAGACCUAGUACAUUGCUACUUGAUAGUGCUUCAAGUGCUCCUUCUGCAUUAUCAGUAAACUCUUCGGCUAUGAUGGAGCUUACUAAUUCCCUCCGAACAUUAAUGGAUGGUAAUGGGGAAAUCCAGAUUAAUCUUCUGGAUGAAAAGUUGGUGAAGUUCUUGGCCAUGCAGAGAAUCCAGGAGAUCUUUUCUUCGAAAGAGCAUCCUGUAGCAAGUGUCACCCGUCCUCAGCUAGCACCUUCACUCACAAACCACUUAGAAGCCCAGAGAAGAGAUGUUCAGGCCAGGGCUGUAUUCUACCCUCUAAUGAUGGGUGUUGGAGCUCCAGUCAAUAUGUGUUACCGGACUCUCUACAUUGGCACAGGAGCAGACAUGGAUGUGUGCCUUACAAAUUAUGGUCACUGCAACUAUGUGUCUGGCAAGCACGCCUGUAUAUUUUAUGACGAAAACACAAAGCAUUAUGAGCUGUUGAAUUACAGUGAACAUGGAACAACUGUGGACAAUGUGCUCUAUUCCUGUGACUUCUCGGAGAAAAUCAUCCCUACCCCACCAAGCAGUAUUGUUGCCAAAGUGCAAAGCGUUCUAAAACGCCACAAGAGCCAAAAUCCUGAGGAAGAGGCAGUCAAAGAAGAAGUAGUUAUGAACUCUCAGGCCCAAGGCCCUGGUCCGCAGUCAUGCAACUGCAAAGCCAGCAGUUCUAGUCUCAUUGGAGGAAGUGGAGCAGGCUGGGAAGGCACCGCCCUUUUGCACCAUGGAAGUUAUAUUAAGUUGGGUUGUAUCCAGUUUCUCUUCUCAAUCACAGAGUUUGCAACCAGGCAGCCCAAAGGUGAAAGUGAUGCCUUAGCACAAGAGCUGGACUUGGAUGACAAAUUGUCUCUCAAACCACCACACCAGGUGCCGGUCCUACGAUCCAAUUCUGUUCCAUAGGAACCAAACACUAGAUAGAAUGCUAGGAGGCGACUUUUCCUAAAAAGACACUUGACUCAGCAGAGCAAACAAGUUCAUUGGCCUCCCGGGACCCCAACGAGGCCAGAAAGAGUUUGCACAUUUGCAUGAUAUGAAGAAAAGUUCACCUUUUUAUUUUUCUUUCCCUUCUUUUGCUCAGAUUUUAGGGGCAUUUGCACAUAUUUCUAUCAUACAUUUCAUAUAUUAUAAAUAUAUAUAUAAAUAUAUAUUUUUUUUAUUAUAAGAAAAAAAUAAACAAAUCCCCCCUUCCCCCCCAGAAUGAAUUUGCUAAGACACGAUCAAAACAUUUUGAAUACUUUGUGAAAUCCCCAAAAAUCCCCCCCAUUUCAUGCAAUUGCAAAUGAAUCUACGUCCCCCCUUUUCUAUUUGGUGCCAGUGACUUUUUUUCUACCGAACAGAUUUCAGUUUUUCUUAAAGAAGAAGAAUCCCUUUCAGUUUGUUUCAGCCUUUCAGUUUGUUUCAGCCGUUCAGUAUAAAGUUCUUGUUUCAUGCAAGUCCCUCACUCCUCAGCCUCGCAGUUCUGCCUACAGUUGCAAUAAUAGGAGCUCCAUAGAGACAACAGGGACAGGGUGGAGUUUUGUACAAUAUCAACAGACUGAAAUACUUUACCUCCAGACACACCCUCCUGCUUUUUUUUUUUUUUUUUUUUUUUUUAAAUUUUUAAAUGUGUACAGUGCUCCGUGUGAUACACCUUCUGGCUUCUGUCUGUAACAAAAUAUUUUGUUGUUCACUUGUUUGUCUUUUUUUUUUUCCCCCUUUUCCCCUUUUUUAAUUAUUGUAAUACUGCCACUUCUCCUUUGUGGAGGUUGGUCAAGCUAGAUCCAUUGUAAAUAUUAACUGUAUUGUUUUAGAUUUUACAAACCUUUUUUUCCUGUAUUCUGUACAUAUAUAUACAUAUAUAUAUAUAUAUAUAUAUAAAAAGUUGAUUCUU